GGCGCACAGAAACACUUCAAACUAAAACAGGGGCAUGCGCAAAACUAGAGAAAACAGAAAUGGAGGACACUCUCUUCCUCCAACUGCACAAGCUUUCACCUGUAACAUCCGAGGAAACCCUAGAACAGAUAUUCAACAGUCUGUGGAAAUCUAGACGAACUGGCUUGAAAGCUCCAGAGAAAGCUUACAUGAAGUCUCUUCUCAAUCUUUCAUCUCUAGAAGACAUCGAUCCGGUAUUGGCAUGCCUCCGCUCGCUUAUCAGAAAGAGUGUGAAUGAAAACUUCAAUGGAGAUAGCAUUUUGAAGCUUUUUCCAGAUGACCUCGCUCUUGAGCUGCAAAGUAUUCUUUUAGCAUUACUCCAAAAAUAUCAGAACCAAUGGAAAGAGGAUGCAUCCAAAGAUCAGACUCCAUGGCCAAGGACCAAUGCCACUUAUCAAGUUAAAGCUAGUACACAACCUUCUUUCACACCUUUCCCAGCUUCAGAUAUGUCAACAUCAAUGUGGCCUCGGCAAGAUGACCCUAUUGUUCACUUUAAUCGAAAUGAUGAUGCUAGUACAACACCAGUUGAUGAUAUUAAUGCAUCACAUGUUGCUCCAGUGUCUCUUCAACGAGAUGAUGGUCUGCCUGACAAUCUGGGAAUGCUACCUCGACUCAAGUCAAUGACUUGGACCAUGGAGAAUCGGAACUCAAGGCCAGCUAAUAGAGUGGCUGUCAUUAGUUUGAAGCUGCAAGAUUAUACCAAGUCCCCCUUAGGAGAAACUGAAGUACGGUUUCAGCUUACCAGAGAUACACUGGAAGCUUUGUUGAGGUCAAUGGCCUAUAUCAGUGAGCAGCUCUCGAUGGCCUAUGUCAGCGAACAUCUCACUAACAUUGUUGAGUGUUCUUCAGAACCAUUGCAGAAGAAGCAGAGGCAAUAAUAACAUCUUCGCUCUCUUUUAAUAGGAUACCUUUCUAUGUUAGGGUCAGAAAUGAAUAUUGGACAUGUUUGAAUAGUUUCCAUGUAAGCUUUUGGUUUAUCUUUGUACAUAUAAUGGGCUA
Telopea speciosissima is the source of this 1038-nucleotide messenger RNA. Its product is annotated as protein FAR1-RELATED SEQUENCE 3-like. Bases 60 to 917 code for a protein of 285 amino acids. Lineage: Eukaryota; Viridiplantae; Streptophyta; Magnoliopsida; Proteales; Proteaceae. The record is from RefSeq and is a predicted model, not a curated record. The transcript has 6 exons.